AUGCCUUUGCGACCUGUGAAACCGCAAACCCUAUUUCGAUCUGUGGACGUGACAGCUGGCACAUGCUCGCCGUGCAGCUGCAGGACCCGGACCGCUUGUAGGUUCGGGGGUGCAGCUUUGGGGUUGCAGCUUCAUAGUAACCUCGUCUCCUUCCUCGCCUUCCGAGCAUGCGAGCAGCUCCCGUGGUUUGACCCACCAGAUAGAGGCCAAUGCAAAGGGUGCUUUGACCCCAAGGCCGCAGCCGGUGCCGACACGACACCAGCCUGCCUGUCCCACCUCUCCGUCUUCUCCACCACAGCCGCCUCGGCUUCGACACAAACGACUGCUUUGACCCGUUUGACCCACCAGAUACGGGCCGAUGCAAAGGGCAGUGGCUUGACCCGUUUGACCCACCAGCCUGCAUCUGGUGUCGGUACAGUGAAGAAUGACGAGAGGACACUCCCUCCUGAGGCUCCCUGCAGGAGGAUGGCAAGUGAAGCCAAGUGA
Molecule: messenger RNA, 486 nt
Organism: Closterium sp. Naga37s-1
Lineage: Eukaryota; Viridiplantae; Streptophyta; Zygnematophyceae; Desmidiales; Closteriaceae
Source: the annotation of a GenBank genome assembly